Alternaria arbusti is the source of this 1014-nucleotide messenger RNA. RefSeq lists its product as uncharacterized. Gene Ontology annotation, cellular component: nucleus. The record is from RefSeq and is a predicted model, not a curated record. The coding region runs from base 1 to 1014 and encodes 337 amino acids. Gene Ontology annotation, biological process: regulation of transcription by RNA polymerase II. NCBI's taxonomy places the organism in Eukaryota, Fungi, Ascomycota, Dothideomycetes, Pleosporales, Pleosporaceae. The transcript has 4 exons. Gene Ontology annotation, molecular function: RNA polymerase II cis-regulatory region sequence-specific DNA binding; DNA-binding transcription factor activity, RNA polymerase II-specific.
AUGGACCUUUGGAACUCGUCGAUAGCACAGGGCAACGGUCUCGCGUCCAACUUUAUGAACUUUGGUUUCAACCCAAGCUUACCGACAAGCCCUGUGUCGGCGGACCGCAACUCAUUACACUCGAAUCCUUUCAGCCUAGACGCCCCAAUGAUGGGAUUCAACGAUCAGACAUUCCACGAUCAGUCGUGGAUGCUGACGGAUUCGGCGUUUCCUAACGAGUUGCAGCCAGGGGGCUCAUUUGGUGCUGCCAAUAAACUCGACUUCCUCGCCUCUGCGGUCCAAAGCGAGAUCUUACGGCCUAAUGGGACAACGUUCGCUGGUUCAAGUUCGGCAUCUGCUGGUGGCGUAACCGACGCUCAGUCCUGUGUAUGCAAGUGGCAACAUGCGCCCGGUGUCCUCUGCCUCGCUGUCUUUGACAGCCCCGAAACCCUCCACAAACACAUCAAGACCGGACACGUUGACAACUGCACACACUGCUUCUGCCAGUGGGAAGGCUGUGAAGCACACUCCAAAGAUUUCAAGCAACGCUCUAAGUUGUCUCGUCAUCUUCUCGGCCACGCAGGCUACCGCCCAUACGCUUGUAGCUAUGAGGGCUGUGACAAGACGUUUGCAACCAACCAAGCCAAAGACAAUCACGAGCGGACACACACAGGCGAGAGACCGUAUUUGCAAACCCACAUCAGUGCGCUGCACGAGGGCAAGAAGCCGCACAAAUGUCGGUUCUGCGAGUUUACAUGUGCUGACUCGAGUAACCUGAGCAAGCACGAGAGGACACAUCAGACUCUCCGACCGUACAGAUGUCCACACCCCAACUGCACCUUCAAGCCCGACUGCCGCUGGGAGAACCUGAAGCGACACCUGCGCCGUUCAGGCCACUGCCCACAACUGCUAGUGGAAGCGAGCGAAGAAUACAAGUCGUACCGCGAAGGCGUUCGACGCGAGAUAGACGACUGGCACAAGCGAAACGAAGAUGGAGGCCUAGGAAAGGCCGGUAGGAGGAAGGGAAGAUCGUAG